AUGGAUGGUUACGCUGUGCUUGUCGGCCAGUACUUCAUCGUAUGGAUCCACGCGCCCGACAAAAAGUCGCGACGACCGAUUCUCUAUUACAUGUCAGCCAAUUUUGUCUCGUUCAUCAUGUGGUGGGCGUCGGCAUUCCUGAUCGAGUUUCUCUCUGACCAGGCGCGCUACGCGAUCUGGUUCUCGGCGAUUGGGAUUGAGGUCCUAACCAGCAUUGCGCUAGCCAAAAACCCGACGGUCAGUUUCAAUGGGAGCCAUUUACCCGAGCGACUGGGUCUUUUCACGCUUAUCAUUCUGGGUGAGAGUGUCAUGGGUCUCUUCAUGCUCACGGACGACCUAGUGGACGCGCCGGGAAAAUUGGGAUGGGACAAUCUGUCGUUGUUGAUCUUUUCUAUCACGAUUGUGAAAUGCCAGUGGUUCUUGUACUUCGACGACUACCACGAGCAAGGACCGAUGCGUUCCCCCAUCCACUCUGCACUAUGGAGUUACCUCCAUUUCAUGCUGAACCUGUCUCAAUUACUCUUGGGUGUUGGAUGCCUUGACCUGAUUCGAAUCUACCAAUCGACAAGAGGGGAAUCUCUGUCAAGUCUUAGUCACUUUGAGACUAGUAAUUUCGAAUCAGGCCAAUUCCCGGCCGAGGCUGCAGGCGCCGGUGGUCUCCCUGUUGCUCGCUCAAUACCGGAGGUGGGCGGCGGAGAGGGGGUAGGGAUGGGCGAGGUUGGGGCUGGAGCAGCAGGAGGGCACAACGGGGCUCAGUCGUACGUGAAGAAGUACUACUUGAUCGUGGCAGCGAGUGUCUUCUUUUUCAACGGGGCUAUCAAGUAUGUGACCUCCCAGCCUCAAGUCGGACACGAUUUGCUAGUGCUUUAUUAUGCAGCACGGAAGGAGUUUGAGAAUCAGUCCUCCUGA
Messenger RNA from Linnemannia hyalina, 909 nucleotides. The record is from the annotation of a GenBank genome assembly. Lineage: Eukaryota; Fungi; Mortierellomycota; Mortierellomycetes; Mortierellales; Mortierellaceae.